GAAUACCCUGAUAUUACUCACAUUCAACUCACAAAGAAUGUGUCUGUUAAUGGAGUUAACUACAGAGAAGGUAUGGUUGUUGUUCAUGGCUCUGUAGGUGGCUUACCAGAGUUUGCAGAGGUUAUCCAGAUGGUUGUAGUGGAGAAAAGCUUGAGUUUUAUUGUUAAAAAGCUUGAUGCAUGGUAUAGGGAGCAUUUUAGGGCAUUUGAGUUAUGUCCCACUUCAGAAGUCUCCCUCAUUCAACUUGGCGCCUUGUUGGACCCGUACCCCUUGGCAGAUUACAGGAUUGGAGGCCGGCGAAUGGUGACACUUAAACGAUUCAUACAGAUACAAGAUUGAAGAAUGGCACAGCAUCUGAAGUUGAGAGUCAUUGUGGGCGACGAUGACUAUAGAAGACUUGAUCUCCAUUCAGGAAUGCCAGAAACUUUGGCAGAGUUCCACAAUACAAUUUGCCAAGCGUUUGGAAUUGAAACAGACUUUCGUAUUCAAUUCAUGGAUCCUGACUUCAACAAUGAGUUCAUGAAUGUUACAUCAGUACACGACAUAAAGGACAGAAGUACAAUCAAGUUGGUGUACAUGGCAACCCUAACUCUAACCCCCCUAAAUGAUGUGGGUUUGAGUCCAUCUUCUGUAAUGCAGAAUGCUCCCAGCACUUCUGGAUCAUCUGGAGCACCAGUGAGCAACCAAACAUCUCCCAUUUCCUCACAGGCCUCAUUGCCCACAACAGACUCGGAUGACACCAUCAUUCUGCCACAUUCAGACAAUGAAUUGAGAUCACGUGCAUGGCCACGUGAAUUCCCCAUUCCUCACUUUCCAUACAAUGUAGAGGUGCAGCUUCAACGUGGAAAUGACAGCUUCAGAGAAACUGGCACUCAACUGAAGAUUACUCCAGGGUUGAAGUCUGACAUCUUAGAGAAGCUAGCCGAGGAGAUCUUCCAGUAUACAGCGUACCCACAAAAUUACCAAAUAGAUGAGGUAGCAGAGGCACUCAUCAAAAAAUUUCCCUGUUUGAAGGAACCAUCUGCCACUGGUUACUAUGGCUGGAUGAUUAGCCUAAAAUAUAAAAUGGCUAAUUACAGAACAAAGAUGCGAACUAUUGGCUUUCCAGAAGUGACUGUAAAUGCUUUGAAAAACAAACGUAGUGAUGACUGCCUCCCAGCCAAAAAUGUAAAGAAGCCUAAAAAGGCUGAAGUCAACUUUUGUCCUUCACACCCUGCUGGCGAAACGGAUGAAAGCUUAGAAAAUGUCAGACUUGAAAUGUUGAAUGAUGUCAGACAAAGAAACGGUGCAUCAUGUGUAAAAAAGAAGAUGUCAAAAACAUUCUCCUAUAGAAGAAAAGAGGUAGUGCAGGAAAAUCCAGCUGCCGGAGAGUUUAAAGCCAGGUGGCCUGCACUUUUUCACAUUGAUGAGAUAAAUGCUGAAUUCCAGCGCAUAACAACCGUCCCACUUGAAACAACCUUCAUGGCUCAGUUGGACAGCCUUUUACCCCAGCUGACAUCUAUUUUCAACAAAAAGGGAGGUGUUUCUGGCCAAAAACUAGCCAAACAUCUGGCAAUCUUGCAAGAGGCUACAAGUGACAUCAAUCUUAAAAGGGCAGCAGUCCUCAAGGCACUUUGCAUCUACCUUGGUGAGGAUGAUGGACAUCUCAUUCGGGAGUAUAAGGACAUUGAAGGAGAUGACAUCCAGAGAGACCUGCAGAAUUCCACCAUGGGCGUAUAUGUCAUCAACAAGGAGGGUGGAGAAAUUGGAGCACAUGAUGACAUUGGCAUUUAUGUUGAAGGAGAAAUCAUUCUGGACAACAUUGGAUCUGUAGCCCAAGCAUGUGCAAUGAUGCUGGGAGUCAUCUAUGUAUUGAAC
Messenger RNA from Labeo rohita (rohu), 1857 nucleotides. RefSeq lists its product as uncharacterized. The transcript is spliced from 5 exons. Lineage: Eukaryota; Metazoa; Chordata; Actinopteri; Cypriniformes; Cyprinidae. The record is from RefSeq and is a predicted model, not a curated record. The annotation marks the transcript as partial.